This is a messenger RNA of Coturnix japonica (Japanese quail), 2014 nucleotides long. It is a transcript of the gene CORO1B, whose product is annotated as coronin 1B. The record is from RefSeq and is a predicted model, not a curated record. Gene Ontology annotation, biological process: actin filament organization; cell migration. Gene Ontology annotation, molecular function: actin filament binding. Lineage: Eukaryota; Metazoa; Chordata; Aves; Galliformes; Phasianidae.
GGGUGCGCCCCAGCCAUGUCGUUCCGUAAGGUGGUGCGACAGAGCAAAUUCCGGCAUGUCUUUGGGCAGCCAGUGAAGACCGACCAGUGCUACGAUGACAUCCGCGUCUCCCGGGUCACCUGGGACAGCACCUUCUGCGCCGUCAACCCCUCCUUCGUGGCCAUCAUCGUGGAGGCCAGCGGUGGAGGAGCCUUCCUGGUGCUGCCCCUGCACAAGACCGGCCGCAUUGAUAAGUCGUACCCCACUGUGUGUGGGCACACAGGCCCUGUGCUAGACAUCGAGUGGUGCCCGCACAACGACCAUGUCAUUGCCAGCGGCUCAGAGGACUGCACCGUCAUGGUGUGGCAGGUGCCCGAGGGGGGUCUCGUGCAGCCGCUCACGGAGCCAGUGGUGGUGCUGGAGGGGCACUCAAAGCGCGUGGGCAUCAUCUCCUGGCACCCCACGGCCCGCAACGUGCUGCUCAGUGCAGGUUGUGACAACGUGGUGCUGAUCUGGAACGUGGGGACCGGGGAGAUGCUGUGGCGCCUGGAGGACAUGCACACCGACCUCAUCUACAACGUGGGCUGGAACCGCAAUGGCAGCCUCCUGUGCACCACCUGCAAGGACAAGAAGGUGCGCGUCAUCGACCCCCGCCGCGGCACUGUGCUGCUGGAGAAGGAGCGGGCGCACGAGGGUGCGCGCCCCAUGCGCGCCAUCUUCCUGGCUGAUGGCAAGAUCUUCACCACCGGCUUCAGCCGCAUGAGUGAGCGGCAGCUGGCGCUGUGGGACACGGAGAACCUGGAGGAGCCCAUGGGUCUGCAGGAGCUGGACUCUAGCAAUGGGGCCCUGCUGCCCUUCUACGACCCCGACACCAAUGUGGUCUACGUCUGUGGCAAAGGCGACUCGAGCAUCCGCUACUUUGAGAUCACAGAUGAGUCCCCCUACGUGCACUACCUCAACACCUUCAGCAGCAAAGAGCCGCAGCGUGGCAUGGGCUUCAUGCCCAAGAGGGGGCUGGAUGUCAGCAAGUGUGAGAUUGCCAGGUUCUUCAAGCUUCACGAGCGGAAAUGUGAGCCCAUCAUCAUGACGGUGCCACGAAAGUCGGACCUCUUCCAGGACGACCUGUACCCUGACACAGCCGGCCCGGAGGCAGCGCUGGAAGCAGAGGAGUGGGUGGCGGGGCAGACGGCGGGGCCGCUGCUGGUGUCCCUGCGCCAGGCCUACGUCCCCAGCAAGCAGCGGGAGCUGAAGGUGAACCGUCACUCCCUGCUGCACGACGGCCGCUCCACCGCCACCUCACCGGCGUCCAGCACCCCCAACCCCGCCGGCACAGGCAGCACCGGCAGCUCCCGUCUCAGCGCUCCGCCGGCUCUGGGCACCGGGACCGCCAUCCCCGCGGCGGGUGGGCGGCUGGACGAGGUGCUGCAGGAGGUGGCGGCGCUGCGGGCGCUGGUGGCGGAGCAAGGUCAGCGCAUCGCCCGCCUGGAGGAGCAGCUCAGCCGCCUGGAGAACGGACAUGUCUAGGGGCGGAUCGACCCCCCCCACACACUGACUGCGUGGGGGCUGCCCCCCCCCCUCGCGACCGGGGACCACGCCUCCAUCCGCUGACCCUCCUCCUGUCCUCCCCUGGGGUUCUAUUCUGUCCCCCAGGGAUCGCGUCUGCCGCCCUCCCCCCGACACUCAGGGUCCUCAAUCCCCCUCCCCCCCCCGCAUCCCCGCUUGGUGCCCCUCGUUCCAGCUACCCAGCUGUCCCCCUCCCCCCGGCAGCGCCCUCCUCACUCCUACUGCCUUACUGGGUGCUGCCCACCUGUGGAUCGUGGACCACUUUGCCCCCUGCCGCCCCGCAGUGGCCCUCAAGGGUUAUUCGGGAGGUCCUUGGGAUCAAACACUAAAGACCCUCGUGCCCCCGGGGUCGGGUAGGGUCAUCUCCCUUUACCGUGUGGCACAGCCGUGGGAUCCCCCUUCCCCUUUGCCCUUCCUCCAGGGCAGGGUUCAAAUCUAUAUUUUCACUCCAAAUAAAGCUCUUUAUAAUAAA